GGCUGAAACGAUUUGUAGUUAUGUACAGUUGUAUAUUUUUCAGCGUGUCGUAACUUUUUUGAUAGACAUUUUUAUUGAAAUCAUUCAAUAAAAAGAAUUUAAUCAUGGCUAAAUUUGAUCUUACAUUAAAAAUAAUUCCAUACCUGGAUCUACAUUUAGGUUUUCCACUCUUGGAGUAUAUAGAUACUAAAAGGAUCUAUGACGAAAAUGAACUACUACACGCUAAACUCGGUAUUCUCAGCAAAACAAACAUGAUUGAUUAUGUUAUUGAUAUUAGGAAGCAGCUGUAUCCUGAUCAAGAAGUAUCAGAGGAACUGAAGAUGCGUCGUGCUGAGGUUGUUAAAGAACUAGGAAUUUUACAAAACAAUGUUUCCAAAGUAGUCGGGUGGAUGAAUGACGAAGAAGUUAUGAAAAAAAUGGAAGAAAUGCGUGACUCCAAAGCGCUUAACAAUUAUUUGGUUCAAGAUUUAGAAUUUAAAAUUGAAAUGAUGGAUGAACUCGUGAAACUAGCCAAGUACCGUUAUGAAUGCGGUAAUUAUUCUAUUUCCACUUCGUAUUUGUAUUUCUACUUAUUGAUUAUGCCGCCAACUGACAAGAAUUACUUGAAAGUUUUAUGGGGUAAACUAUCGUCGGAAAUUCUUACGCAGAACUGGGAUGCUGCAUUAGAAGACGUUUAUAAAUUACGUGAAUUUAUUGAUAACAGUGCUCUGGGUAGUCCUGCUCACAUUCUCCAGCAACGCACGUGGUUAAUUCACUGGAGCUUAUUUGUUUUCUUUAACCAUGUCAAAGGACGUGACGCACUUAUUGAGCUGUUUCUCUAUCGCCUUAAUUACUUGAAUGCCAUUCAAACGACUUGUCCCCACAUUCUUCGUUACUUGGCAGCUGCAGUUAUCGUAAAUCGUUCUAAGAGAUCAACUCUGAAAGAUCUUAUCAAAGUAAUUCAACAAGAAUCUUAUACAUACCGUGAUCCAAUUACUGAAUUUUUGGAACAUUUGUAUGUGAAUUUUGACUUUGAAGGAGCGCGUCUUAAACUACAAGAGUGCCAGACUGUUAUUCUCAAUGACUUUUUCCUAGUUGCUUUGUUAAAUGAAUUUGUGGAAAAUGCAAGGCUGAUGAUUUUUGAAACUUUCUGUCGUAUUCAUCAGUGCAUCAGCAUCAGUAUGCUUGCUGAGAAACUUGACAUGAAACCAGAUGUAGCGGAAUGUUGGAUUGUUAACUUGAUUCGUAACGCCCGACUAGACGCUAAAAUUGACAGCAAACUGGGACACGUUAUUAUGGGUGUAGAACCAGUGUCUCCAUAUCAACAAAUAAUUGAGAAAAUAGAAACCUUGAGCGUACGAAGUGAAGCAUUGGAAAACCUUAUUGAACGUAAAUUAAAAGUUAAAAGCCAAGAUCGUGGCGGUAUUGUUUGGAAUUAAUUUUCUUAUAAUAUUAGAUAAAACUUUCAAUUAAAUAAAAACGUUGAUUUUUUCAUCUAAAAUAAUUCCAUUUUUUUAAAUUGAUUCUCAUUGCCUUUUGUGAAUUAUGUUAUUUGAUAAUUCUUGAAGUUAUUCUUAUAGAAUUUUUGAAACAUUUUAGUGAAAAUAAAGUGCAUUUUUACUAAAAUGUUAGACUGCCUUUUUAAGUCGUUCAGUGACAUAAAUUCAUAAAUUAUCAAAUAAAUGUAAGUCAGAAUUUAUACGGGAUAUAGUUAAACGGAAAAUAAAAUUCAUUGCUGUGCAAUAGAAAAAAAAAAAAAAUGUAAAUUUUUGUUCAUAUUUACAAAUGUAUAAAAAGAAUAGAUAACUAUUUCUAUUUUUACUAAAAUAAGUGCUUUUGUACAGGUGUAAAUGUAUUGAUGAAUAAAUUUAUUACUAUUAA
This is a messenger RNA of Cotesia glomerata, 1860 nucleotides long. RefSeq names its product eukaryotic translation initiation factor 3 subunit E-like. The coding region runs from base 105 to 1418 and encodes 437 amino acids. The record is from RefSeq and is a predicted model, not a curated record. Lineage: Eukaryota; Metazoa; Arthropoda; Insecta; Hymenoptera; Braconidae. Gene Ontology annotation, biological process: translational initiation. Gene Ontology annotation, cellular component: eukaryotic translation initiation factor 3 complex; cytoplasm; nucleus. The transcript is spliced from 7 exons. Gene Ontology annotation, molecular function: translation initiation factor activity.